CUAACCCUAAGCUGGCAAUGCCAUUUCGCCAUAGCCAAGGGGAAGCCCUAGAGCAGGAGCGUUCUUGACUAGGGAUUACUGUGCGUCUAGCGCGAGGGAUUGCGAUUGCCGAUGCCGAUGCUCAUGGCGCUGUCGACUGCUGGUGAUUUCGCCUUCGCGCCGCGGCGAGUGUGGUGAAUUUCGCGAAGAAAUUUCGGCGCUUUUCUGCGAUUUGCUUCUUCGAGGCGCUUGGACAACUCCGGCUCUCUCCAGGGAAAUUUCGGCAGCCUCGCAUGGUUAAGGUCACAAUGUCCGGGGAAGAUCGCUUCGAAGUCGGGUACGCGCUGGCCCAGAAGAAACAAAAGAGCUUCGUGCAGCCGUCGCUGGUGGAGCAUGCACGGAGCCGCGGGAUCGAUAUGGUGUGCAUUGAUCUCGACAAGCCACUGGUGGAGCAGGGCCCCUUCGACGCCAUCCUCCACAAGCUCUCGGGCAAAGAGUGGCACAAGGAGCUGGAGGAAUACGAGAAGAAGCACCCGGAUGUGAUCAUCAUCGACUCGCCGGACGCGAUCGAGCGGCUCCACAACCGCAUCUCGAUGCUCCAGGCGGUGUCGGACCUCCAGGUGGGCGACGAGCAGGAGACCUUUGGGAUCCCCAAGCAGUCGGUGAUGGACAGGGCGGAUUGCCUGGGCGAUCUCAAGGCGAUGAGCGGCCUCAAGUUCCCGGUGAUCGCCAAGCCGCUGGUGGCCGACGGCAGCGCAAAGUCCCACGCCAUGUCUCUCAUCUUCAACCAAGAGGGUCUCACCAAGCUCAAGCCGCCGGUUGUCCUCCAGGAAUUCGUCAACCAUGGUGGCGUCAUCUUCAAGGUGUACGUGGUGGGCGACUACGUCAAGUGUGUCAAGCGGAGGUCCCUCCCGGACGUGCCCGAGGACGAGCUCAACCGGUCGGAGGCGCUGUGCUUCUCGCAGAUCUCCAACAUGGGAUCAACCCAGCAGUGCGGGGCGUCGGACUACCUCCAGGCGGAGCUCCCGCCGACCAAGUUCGUGGCAGAGCUGGCCAAAGGAUUGAGGGAGAACUUGGGGCUCCGGCUCUUCAACUUCGAUCUCAUCCGGGACUCCAAGGCCGGGAACCACUACCACGUCAUCGACAUCAACUAUUUCCCCGGCUACGCCAAGAUGCCCGCGUACGAGACGGUGUUGACGGACUUCUUCCUCAGCCUGGCCAAGCUCAAGGCCUCGUCCAACACUCCGGUUGCCAAUUAGCAGCAGCGGCAAGGUCGCUCGCUCGCUCGCCCAGCAGCAACACGCAACCGUUCUACUCUUCUCUCUCGAAGUGCUCAAGCUAGAGCCCGUACGACUCAACUCUUUGGAAGGAGCCCAAAAGGAUCAUUCCAGCAGGCGACCCGGACGAAGAAUAAGGCACAGGACUUGGGUGGAGGAUGAUGCUAAUGAUUUUGGGUGGAGGCUCGGCAUCGAAAAAAGACGAUGGAAGAGCCUUUUGGCGGAAAAAAAGUUUGGGGGUGGUCGCCUCGCAUCGUCGCGAAGAACACACAAGGAAAAAAGACGCACAAAACAAAAAGAGGAGGAAAAAUCGUCCAAGACAAACACAGCCAGCAAUUUUGUGGAGCACUGGCAUUUGGGUUUCUUCAUCUUUUCGAGGUUUCUUUCUAGUCUCUGUAAUUUUCUUUGUGCCACCCUUUAAUAAAGUGUAAAAAGAGUGUUCCCCCC
Selaginella moellendorffii is the source of this 1703-nucleotide messenger RNA. Its product is annotated as inositol-tetrakisphosphate 1-kinase 1. The record is from RefSeq and is a predicted model, not a curated record. Gene Ontology annotation, biological process: inositol trisphosphate metabolic process. The coding region runs from base 273 to 1238 and encodes 321 amino acids. The transcript is spliced from 2 exons. Lineage: Eukaryota; Viridiplantae; Streptophyta; Lycopodiopsida; Selaginellales; Selaginellaceae. Gene Ontology annotation, cellular component: cytoplasm. Gene Ontology annotation, molecular function: magnesium ion binding; inositol-1,3,4-trisphosphate 5-kinase activity; ATP binding.